AUGGGCGUUGAGAAGAAGACUCUGACUCCCGGCAACGGCACCGACUUCCCCAAGAAGGGCGCGAAGGUCACUAUCCACUACACGGGCUGUCUGUAUGAUGAGAGCAAGGCAGACACCCACUUCAUGGGUGAUGAAUUCGACAGCUCCUUCCGCGGUCCCCUCGAGACCAUCAUCGGAGUCGGCCGAGUCAUUAAAGGUUGGGACGAGGGUGUGCCUAUGAUGAGCCUCGGCGAAAAGGCUAUUCUGUCGAUCAGUAGUGACUAUGCCUACGGUCCUAGGGGCGUUCCUGGUCUGGUGCCCCCGAACUCGCCUCUGGUCUUCGAGGUCGAGCUCCUCCAAAUACAUCUCACACCAGACAGCGGCUCAGACCUCAAAAUACUCGGGGCUGUUGGGGAUUUUCCCGUCGCUAUAUGUGGCAUGGCUGUUCGCCUUCCUGGUGGAUUGGCAAGUCCGCAGGAUUUCUGGGAUUUUCUCAUAACUAAAGGUGAUGCUCGAGGCCGCGUUCCAAAGUCUCGCUACAACAUCGAUGCAUACCACUCCACUUCCGGGCGUCCAGGAACCAUUGCAGCCGAGUAUGGCUACUUCCUAGACGAGAGUGUCAAAUUGGAUAGGUUUGAUACUUCCCGUUUCUCCUUUAGCCGGGCUGAACUUGAGUUUACCGGCCCUGAACAGCGUUUACUGCUGGAAGUUGUUCGAGAAGCCCUCGAUGAUGCUGGUGAGGUAGACUUCAAAAAAAUCCAGGGUAGCGUGACAGGAUGCUACAUAGGAAGCUAUGGCGAAGACUGGCUUAUAAUGCAAAACCGAGAUCUCCAGCAGACUGGAGUAAACCGCUACGGCGACUUCAUGCUCUCCAGCCGCGUAUCCUAUGAGAUGGAUCUCAGAGGACCAACUAUGACGAUCCGCACUGCUUGUUCUUCAGCACUCGUUUGUUUGCAUGAGGCUGUCUCCGCCAUCCAACGCGGUGAUUGUCAAGCAGCAGUCGUCGGAGGCGCGAACUUGAUCAUGGCCCCCGGAAUGACAGCAGCUAUGACUGAAAAGGGGGUCUUAUCGCCAGAUGGCUCCUGCAAGACAUUCUCCUCUGAUGCUAAUGGAUACGCACGAGGCGAAGCUGUCUCUGCUGUAUAUAUCAAGCCGCUUGAUGCUGCUCUUCGGGAUGGAAACCCGAUCCGUGCGGUCAUAAGAUCUACAGCGACAAAUGGUGAUGGUAGAACGCAAGGCAUUGAUCAGCCCAGCACAGAAAGCCAAGAGGCUCUGAUUAGAAAAGCCUAUGAGAAGGCCGGGAUCGCCGACUUUUCCAAGACUGCUUUCGUCGAGUGCCAUGGCACUGGCACUUCUGUCGGUGAUCCAAUUGAAGUAAAUGCUGUUGCACGCGUGUUCGGAGACUCUGGUGUUCACAUCGGAUCGGUCAAGCCAAACCUUGGACAUUCCGAAGGCGCAUCAGGUCUCACAGCCCUCAUCAAGGCCACGUUGACUCUUGAAAAUCAAAGGAUUCCACCGAACAUCAAAUUCUCUGGUCCGAAUCCAAAAAUCCCAUUCAAAGAACGGAAGCUCAUUGUUCCCCUGGAGCCGACUUCAUGGCCCGACAACUGUCACGAACGAGUCAGUAUCAAUUCCUUUGGCAUCGGAGGUUCCAACGCGCAUGUCAUCCUUGAUUCGGCACGCAGCUUUAAUAUUCAUAAAAGAAAAACCGAGAUAGCCGAUGAACAUGAUCCCACCAAGUCACACUUGCUCUUACUGUCUGCCAAUUCUCAAGCAUCACUCAAGGCUAUGACUGAAAGCUUCCGGGACUGGGUUGGCCGUAACCCGGACAAACUUGAAGAUCUUGCUUAUACCCUCGCCCACCGAAGAGACCUUCUACUCCAUCGAUCCUACUUCGUUGCCAGCGCUGAUCGGCCAUUCGGUGCUGUUGGCCAGGGUCAGAAGGCACCAACCACCCCUCCGAACUUGGUCAUGGUGUUUACAGGGCAGGGUGCACAAUGGCCACGAAUGGGUCGGCAAUUGCUUCUUCGCUCCGACCUAUGCUUCCAAAGCAGCAUUCGGGUUCUUGAUGGAAUACUACGCAAAGCCAUUGAUCCCCCUGAUUGGACUUUAGAGGAGGAACUUCUCAGACCUGCAAGAACCUCCAAAGUCCAAUCUGCCGAGCUGUCGCAACCGCUUUGCACGGCUGUUCAGAUCGCAUUGGUUGACCUCUUGGCAGCUGUUGGUGUCAAACCCGCUGCGGUUGUCGGCCACAGUAGCGGUGAAAUUGCUGCAGCUUAUGCCUCUGGGGCACUCACUGCCAAGGAAGCAAUCAUAUCUGCAUGGCAGAGAGGACUGGCGGCCAAGAAUCAGACAAAAUCUGGCGCCAUGGUUGCUAUUGGAAUGGGCUGGGAUGAAGUGAGCAGCUUCUUAAACCCUCCCAACGUCGUGGUUGCAUGCGAGAAUUCCCCUAGAAGUGUUACAUUGUCGGGAGAUUCUGAUGAAGUGCAAUCCACCAUCUCCCGCAUCAAGGAAGCUCAUCCAGAUGUGACAGCCAAGCUGCUCAAGGUCGAAAAGGCUUAUCACUCAUACCAUAUGCAGGAUGUUGGGCCCGAGUACAGCGCAGCCUUGCGCCGUGAUGUCGAAGGCAAGCCGCCAUCAGUUCCAUUCUUCUCCUCUGUCACAGGUGCAGGGAAGCCGGAAGAAGUUGCUUUAGACGCAAAGUACUGGCAGAGAAACCUUGAGUCACCGGUGCUCUUUAAGACAGCAGUCACAGCAGUCCUGGAUCGGAUUGAAAAUGUUGCCUUUUUGGAGGUUGGGCCACAUGCCACGCUGGCAGGCCCUGUGAGACAGAUCAUGACUCAGGCUUCGAAGUCAGCACCUUACUUUGGUACGAUGGAGCGAGGUGCGGACUGUGUUGAGUCCUUUUUGGUCGCUCUCGGGAAAUUGUUUGAGCUCAAUGUCUCGGUCGACUUCAAAAACCUCAUUACCACGGGAACCUGUCUCCCUGAUCUGCCGCGAUAUCCCUGGGAUCACAAAUCCAGCUACUGGAGCGAAUCAAGGAUUUCUCAAGAAUGGAGAGAUCGUGCGUUUCCAGCUCAUCCCCUUUUGGGCAUUCGUCAGUUGGAGAGUACCAGCCUCGAGCCCAGUUUCCGAAAUAUGUUGCUAAUCGAAAACGCCAGUUGGCUCCGAGACCACAAGAUUGAGGACAAUGUUAUUUUCCCCUGUGCCGGCUAUGUUUCGAUGAUUGGUGAAGGAAUUCGACAGAUUAGCGGAGCACAGGAUUGUUUCACCUUGCGAAAUGUCGUCCUGAGUUCAGCCCUCGUGUUGUCGGAAGAUGCGCCGACUGAACUCGUCACUACUUUCCGUCCAGUCCGCCUCACCGACUCUCUUAACAGUCAGUGGUGGGACUUCACGAUCGCAUCUCACAACGGCAAUAUCUGGAUGAAACAUUGGACAGGGCAAGUCGCAGCUGAGAAGGUCGAGCUCGGACGAAAGCCAAGCGAAGAUCUUCUGCCGAGGAAAGUACAACGUCGGAAGUAUUAUGACGUCCUUUCUCGUGCAGGGAUCAGAUACGGUCCCCACUGCCAACGUCUUCAUGACAUUCGGACGGGUACAGUGGAAGAUCGCGCGGCUGCUCGCGUGUCGAGCGAUGUCUGCGGAGAUGAAGAGAAUUAUCACAUCCACCCGACAAUCAUUGACGCUUGCAUUCAAUCGGGUCUUCUUGCUGCCGCGAAGGGUCGCCCCGAGACAAAACAUUACCGUCGCAUCCCCACAAGGAUCGAUAGAGUGACUGUGCAUCGCUGCACCGCAGAUGCCGAUAUCAGUGUCGCCGCAUCCGCUGUCUUCGUCAAUGAAGAUAGCGAUGUUAUUAGCCGGGUACAAUGCAUAACAAAUGGAAAUAUAGUGCUGGACAUGGAAGGCACAAAGCUCUCGCCCUUGGAGGAUGCAGAGGAGCCAGAGACCGACAAGCCAAUGACAUCGGCACGUCUCACCUGGGGACCACACAUCGAUUUCUUGGACGUCAAGCGUCUCAUCAAGCCCGAAGUCCCUAGGCGUCUGUAUACUCCAACUCUUGACGAGAUUUCCCGCUUGUGUCUGGUGUACGCGGAACGACGCAUCGAGGGAGCUCAAACCAAACUUCCUCAUAUGGCCAAGUAUAUGGAUUGGAUCAGACGUCAGGUCCAGGGAUACGGAAACCAGUCGCCAAUGCUCGCCAUGGAUGAUCUUUCUAUCAAAGGGCAGAUAUCUAACUUGGUGCAAAAGCUGCGCGGGACACCAGUUGAGAACUGUGCUACUGCUGUCCAGAAAGUAGUCAACAAUAUCGAAGGACUAUUGUCUGGGGAGACGGAUGCUCUUGAAUUGUUGUUGGCCGACAAUACUCUGACAGAGCUAUACGUUGCCACGGACGCUGUGGACCGAUCCCAAUUUAUCCGCCAUUUGGCGCACACAAAACCCAAUCUUCGCAUACUCGAGAUUGGUGCUGGUACCGGCGCAUCCACUGCCAGCAUGCUGAAGCAUCUAGUCCUACCCACUGGUCAACCACUUUACUCGAAGUAUGCGUUCACCGAUAUCUCGUCCGCAUUCUUUGUCGCUGCGAAAGACCUCUUCAGAGACUAUCGGAACAUCGAGUACCGUGUUCUAGAUAUCAGCCAGGAUCCAGUCGAUCAAGGUUUCGAAGAAGACAAAUUUGACCUUGUAAUCGCAACCAAUGUCCUCCACGCCACAAGAAUUCUAAAUGAGACUUUGAAAAACGUGCGCCAAUUACUUGCGCCCGACGGCAGGCUACUUCUUCAUGAGCUUGACUCUCCCUCCAAAUGGCCUAAUUUCAUUUUUGGAACUCUGCCAGGCUGGUGGUAUGGUGGACCUGAUGGUCGCCCGGAUCAACCCUAUAUCACUCCGGCUCGAUGGGAGAAUGAGCUACGAGAUGCAGGCUUCAAUGGGCUGGAUGCGGUUGCCCUUGAUGCCGAGGAGGGUUAUCAACUGAACGCCAUCAUGGUUGCAAGUCCACGGGCUGAGCACAAGGCAGUCAACAAGACAGUCUCUAUUCUGUGUGACGAUUCCGGCACCCAUCUGAUUCGUUUUUCUAGAGCUAUGGAGGCCAGAGGCUUCACUGUUCAGCCGUAUAAAAUCGACCAGGAACUGCCAACAGGCCAAGAUAUUAUAUGUCUUCUCGAUGGCACGCAGCCCUUUUUCAAGGAUAUUGAAGAAUCACGCUUCGCAGCCUUCCAGCGAGUACUGAACAAUCUAGGACAGUCUGCACUGUUCUGGGUGACCCAGCCAUGUCAGAUUCAGUGCCGUGAUCCCAACUAUGCUCAGGUGAUCGGCGCCGCUCGUACGAUCCGUACUGAGAUGCUGUUAGACUUUGCCACGUGUGAAGUGGACCACUUCGGAUCGUCUUUGGAGAAAGUGGUUGAUAUAUUUUCAAAAUUCCAACUACGAGUGGAGACUGAGACGUUCAAGCCGGAGUACGAAUACGCUAUUUGUGAUGGUACCGUGAAUGUUGGUAGAAUAUAUCCCUUUUCCCUGACCAAUGAACUUUCAUCAGAUGCCGUUCUGGGUGAGCGAAUUGGACUUGAUGUGAGCAAGCCCGGACGUCUCAGCACCAUGAAAUGGGCUCCUCGGGAGAAAAGGAUACUCGACGGUGAUGACGUGGAGGUACAGCUUUACGCAGCUGGCCUGAACUUUAAGGAUAUCCUAGAAUCAUUAGCAGUCGUCCCUUAUCCUCAGGAUGGCUUGGGUAUGGAGUCCAGUGGAAUUGUGUCCCGUGUCGGUCCUGAGGUGACCGACCUUCGAGUGGGCGACCGGGUUAUGCUCUUAGGCGACGGCUCUUUUGGUUCACAUGUCGUCACCCCUGAGAGACUCUGUGCCAGAAUACCGAUCAGUCUCGAUUUUGAAGAUGCUGCAAGUAUCCCAGCGGUCUUUGCAACCGCUAUCUGCUCGCUAUUCCAUAUUGGAAAGUUGCAAAAGGGACAGUCUGUGUUGAUUCAUAGCGCGUGUGGUGGUGUCGGCCUGGCUGCCAUUCAGCUUGCCCGCAUGGUGGGAGCUGAAAUUUAUGCAACUGUUGGCAAUGAAGACAAGAUUCAACAUCUCGAGGAAACCUUUGACCUUCCGAGAAAUCGCAUUUUCCAUUCAAGAGACACCAGUUUCGUGAAAGGAAUAAUGCGUGAGACCAAUCAACAAGGCGUGGAUCUCGCACUUAACUCUCUCUCUGGAGAACUCCUUCAUGCCACUUGGGGCUGUGUCGCCGAAUUUGGCACCCUGGUUGAGAUUGGAAAGCGUGACUUCCUCGGUGCCGGUAAACUUGAUAUGAGCACUUUCUUAGGAAGCCGGACAUACGCUUGCUUUUAUCUCGACGCACUCAUGGCUAGGAAGAAAUCGAAAGUCAAGGAGCUUCUUCGUGAAGUCGUGUGGUACUUGCAGAGUGGGCAAAUCGCUCCGAUUCGCCCGAAGAAGGUUUUUGAUGCUGUGCAAAUCGAAGACGCAAUCCGGUAUAUGCAAUCAGGCCAGCACCUCGGCAAAAUCGUGGUCUCAAUCAGGAACACAGAUGGCGAUCUGAAGCUUGACACUGCAUCCGUCAAGGCGAUAAAAACCCUGGACCUCGACAAGGGCGCAUCUUAUCUUCUCGUUGGUGGUCUUGGUGGCCUUGGUCGAGCCGUUGCAAGGCAUUUGGUUGAGCGCAAUGCACUCCGUAUCGUGUUUCUCUCGAGAAGCGCUGGCAAAGGGCCAGAGGACGCUGACACCAUCACAGAGCUUGAGAGUAUGGGCUGUGAAGUCGUUCUUGUUCAAGGAAGUGUUCUUCGAUACGAGGACGUGAGGAGCGCUUUGGAGCAAGCCCCAAAUCUGAAGGGAAUAAUCCAAUGCUCUAUGGUUCUUCGUGACCAGAACUUCGGCCGUAUGAGCAUAGACGAGUGGAGAACGGCAGUGGCCCCAAAGGUCCAAGGAACUUGGAAUCUCCACAACGCUGCAAUUGCCGCCGGUAUCCAAUUGGACUUCUUUAUCAUGUUCUCAUCGAUGUCUGGUGUCACCGGGCAAGCUGGCCAGGCAAAUUACGCAGGAGCAAACACUUUCUUGGAUUCCUUUGUUCAAUACAGAAGAAGCCUAGGUCUCGCGGCCUCUUCUCUGGAUAUUGGGGCUGUCCAGGACUUUGGCUACGUUUCGCAGGAUGAUGCCCUUCUGAAGAGAAUGAAGCUUGCAAGUGCGCAUGGAGUUACAGAACCCGAAUUGAUGGAGGCCGUCAGUGCAGCCGCUCUAUUCCCGGCGAAGUCUCCCAUCGACUGCGAUACCCUGGCUGAGCCAUUUGCUGAUAGACAUACCAUCGUUCUGGGCUUAUCGACAGCAAUUCCUCUGAGCAGCUCGAAAAGCCGUGCGUUCUGGAGGAAGGACGUGAGAAUGGCUGCCUACCAUAACUCGUCUAAGACUGGGGCAAGCACUUCUGGCUCAAACAGUGACAAUCUCAAAUCCUUCCUUGCCCAAGCUAAGGAAGAUACUAGUAUUCUCAGUACUGAGGAGUCCGCGAACUUCUUAGCCCAAGAGAUUGGCAAGAAGCUGUUCGUCUUCCUUCUGAAGUCUCCGGAGGACCUGAAUACUUCUGUCUCACUCUCCCAGCUGGGAAUAGAUUCACUGGUUGGUGUCGAGAUACGCGGCUGGUGGAGGCAGACGUUUGGGUUUGAUAUCAGCGUACUUGAGUUGCUGGGUCUGGGCAAUCUAGAUGGACUGGGAAGACAUGCCGCGGAAGGCGUGAGGAAGCUACUGGCUGAAGAACAUCCUUAG
Molecule: messenger RNA, 7731 nt
Organism: Penicillium alfredii
Lineage: Eukaryota; Fungi; Ascomycota; Eurotiomycetes; Eurotiales; Aspergillaceae
Product: reducing polyketide synthase sphB
Exons: 11
Coding region: 1-7731 (2576 amino acids)
Biological process (GO): secondary metabolite biosynthetic process; fatty acid biosynthetic process
Molecular function (GO): phosphopantetheine binding; fatty acid synthase activity; oxidoreductase activity
Source: RefSeq, a predicted model, not a curated record